Molecule: messenger RNA, 2913 nt
Organism: Closterium sp. Yama58-4
Lineage: Eukaryota; Viridiplantae; Streptophyta; Zygnematophyceae; Desmidiales; Closteriaceae
Source: the annotation of a GenBank genome assembly
AUGGCCUCUAUUCGCGUUCUUUCCUUCGAUGCUGAGGGCCGUCCCGUGCAGUUCACUUCCUGGCUCGACGACCUGCAGUUGUAUCUUAUGAGCAAUAGCACGGACCACAUCUCCCUCUAUGACUACGCGUCUGGUGCUGCCGCUGCUCCUGCUGCCACAGCCGAGCUUAGUGUCCGUUCACAGUGGCAGACUCGUGACGCUGCAGCUCGCCUGGCUAUUCGCAGUCACCUGCCGUUAGCUGAGCUAGAGCACUUUGGCGACUGCAAAACCGCUAAAGCCCUAUACGACGCUGUCGUUGCUCGCUACUCCUCACCUGCCACAGCCGAGCUUAGCCGUCUCAUGCUGCCUUACCUGUUCCCUGACCUGUCCACCUUUGCUACAGUCGCCGAUCUUAUCACCCACCUUCGCACUAGUGAUGCUCGCCUGCGUGCCGCCCUUCCCACCGAGUUCUGCGCUAAGAACCCCCCUCCCCUGUACUGGGCACUCCACUUCAUAGUCACCCGUCUCCCUGACACCCUCAGCUCAGUGCGCGACUAUUUCCUUGCUCGCUGUCCCACUGAGCUCACAGUCGCCCUCCUAGAGGAGCAGCUGCUAGCGGCCGAAAAGAGCAUUGUAGCUGUUGGUGCUGCUCGCGGCGCUCCUCGCACCCCCAUCUUUGAGGGGUGCUCUCCCUCUCCCCUCGCUCCCUCCUAUGCUACUGCUGCUGCUGUUGACUUCCUUGGUGCUGAGUCUGCUGGCGCUGCUUCUGCUCCUGGUGGGAGGCGCCGCACCGGCAAGGGCAAGGGGGGCAAGGGUGGCGGGGGUGGCGCUGGGGGGGGAGGGGGUGGGGGAGGUGGGGGGGGAGGCGGUGCUGGAGGGAGCGGUGGCGGGAGUGCCGGUGGGAGUGGGGUCGGCGGUGGAGGCGGGGGCGGCGGAGGGAGCAGUGGCGGUGGUGGCGGCGGCGGCAGUGGCGGCGGUGGCGGUAGUGGCGGUGGCGGUGGCGGUGGUGGCGGUCGGAGCGGAGGUAGUGGCGGCGGUGGAGGUCGGAGUGGAGGCACCGGCUCGGGCCAGAGCUCCCAGCAGCAGCAGCGUCCCCAGUCGACCCAGCAGCUUCGUGAGUGGCUUGCUCAGCGUGGGACGUCGGGGGGCAGUGGCCGCUGUUCCUAUGUCAUUCGCACAGGUGAUCGCAAGGGGCAGACGUGUGGAAAGUUCCACACUCAGUACCGCUGCUUCUUCCGCCUUGACGACGCUUGGCGUGAGGAGAUGGGCGAGGAUGUUGAGCGCCCCCGCUGGGCUGAGCUGAUGAGGGCUGGGGUUGAUAUCUUUGCUCUUGACUAUGAUGCUAUUAUUGCUGCCAUCACUGUCCCUGCUGCUUGCGAGUCUGCUCUCUCAGGUACAGCACCCACAGAGACUGCUCUCUCAGUCCUUGCCCAGUCCACCACUGUACUCCCUUGUCCGGCGGUUCCGUCUGGCUCGUUGACGGGUUUCCACCUCCCCUCGUUCUCGACGAACCUGGUGAGCAACGCUGUCAUCCAGGAUCAGUGGGUUGACACCUUUACCCCUGGAGGACAGCGUGUGGCGAUCUGCACGUGCUCCAGGACCGGCCGUCACCUGGCUACGUUUACCCGUCGGCCGGGGUCGAGUCUCUACACACUGACCACUGCGUCUCCUCAGGUCGCUGCUGUCGGUCAGGUGUCCGCGUCAGGUCUGGUGGCCCACGCCUCCCGCGUUCGUGGCCAGGGCGGUGAGCGGUACUUUUUGCUGGUUGUCGACGACUACUCGCGUUACACCACGGUCUUCCCCUUGCGCACCAAGGGUGAGGUCCCUGCUGUUCUGAUCCCUUGGAUCCGCACAGUUCGUCUCCAGCUCCGCCGCCGUUUCCGGACGGAUCUUCCUGUCCUGCGUCUGCACUCUGACAGAGGUGGUGAGUUUUCCUCCGACCUCUUGAGGACCUUCUGUCAGGCGGAGGGCAUCGAGCAGACCUUCACGCUUCCGGACUCCCCACAGCAGAAUGGGGUUGCUGAGCGCCGCAUUGGCCUGGUCAUGGAGGUCGCUCGUACCUCCUUGGUCCACGCGGCGGCUCCCCAUUUUCUGUGGCCGUUUGCUGUCCGGUACGCCGCGCAUCAGCUCAACCUCUGGCCCCGUGUCUCCUUGCCGGAGACCUCGCCCACACUGCGUUGGACGGGGGAGGUUGGCGAUGCGUCGCGCUUCCGGGUGUGGGGUGCUCGUGCCCUUGUCCGCGAUACAUCCGCGGACAAGCUCUCCUCCCGCACGCUUCCCUGUGUCUUCCUUGGCUUUGUCCCUGACGCGCCGGGCUGGCAGUUUUACCACCCCACCUCGCGCCGGGUCUUCGCCUCUCAGGACGUCACCUUUGACGAGUCGGUCCCUUUUUACCGUCUCUUCCCCUACCGUACUGCCCCCCUCCCUCCCCCGCCGCUUUUCCUUGCUCCUGGUCCCCCUCCGGUAGACCCCCUUCCCCCUCAGGGUCCUGCUCCUUCAGGUGUCUCUCAGGUAGACCCUCCUCCCGUCGCUGAGCCUGUCGAGGUCACAGGUGACUCAGGUGCUGCUGCAGGUGGUGCUGCUGGGAGUGCUGAGCCUGCGGGUGCUGGGCCUGGGGGUGCUGGGACUACGGGUGCUGGAGCUGAGGGUACUGUGCCUGAGAGUUCGGCGCCUGGGGGUGCUGAGCCUGGGGGUGCUGCGACUGGGGGUGCUGAGCCUGCGUGUACGGAGUCUGGGGGUGCUGAGUCUGGGGGUGCUGCGCCUGCGGGUACUGAGCCUGGGGGUGCUGCUACUGAGCCUACGGAGCCUCGGGUUGCUGCGUCUGGGGGUGCUCCGGUUCGGGGUGCUGAGCAGUCUCUCACACCACAGCAGCUUCGUGACUGGUACCUGCUGGAGCUGGGGACUCUGGAGCUGGCGGCGCUAGCGGAGUUGUAG